This is a messenger RNA of Lemur catta (Ring-tailed lemur), 967 nucleotides long. RefSeq names its product small integral membrane protein 22 (gene SMIM22). The record is from RefSeq and is a predicted model, not a curated record. Gene Ontology annotation, biological process: regulation of cell population proliferation. The coding region runs from base 104 to 352 and encodes 82 amino acids. Lineage: Eukaryota; Metazoa; Chordata; Mammalia; Primates; Lemuridae. The transcript is spliced from 4 exons.
UCAGGAUCCAGGAGGAAGUAGGAAGCAGUCUGUGUUCCCCAGGACCUGCUGGCUGAGGGACUCCAGGCUCCCAGAAGGUGGCACCUCCGACGUGCCUGCCGAGAUGAGUCUGUCCAUGGAGGAGCUGGAGGCCACAGCUCAGGAAGUGCUGGGCAAAAUAAGGAGCCACCAGCCGUUCCAGUCCCCAUGGGACACUGCUGCCUUCAUCAUCUUCCUCACCUUCAUCGGCACUGUGCUGUUCCUGCUGCUGCUGGUCCUUGCCCACUGCUGCUGCAGCUCCCCCAGAUCCCGGAGCGCAAGCGCUGGGAAGGCAAGACACAAGGGAGUGGACAACUUGGCCCUAGAACCUUAACCCUGAGAGUCCCCACCGGCCACUUCCUGUGGGUCCUGCUGGGUGCAGUAACAAUGCCCUGCGUCUGCCCAGAGCCGGAGUCUGGGCUGUGUGCCAGGGAUUCACUGCUCCUUUAGGUGCCCACCUUGUCCCUCUAAGCCUUUAGCGGGGUCACUCCAGGUCACCCAGCUGAACUCCCUGGUAGAGCUCUUGUCACCACCCACUGGGCCCCUUGGCAGGCAGAGGGCCCUUUCCCGAAGGUGCAGGGAGCGGGAAGCCACACCAGAGAAGAGGGGUGGCCGCCAGCUCCUGACGCUGCCAGCCACCAGUCACCAGGAUCCCAGCCUGGGUCCCUACUCAGACACACAGACGGGGCUCCAGGCAAAGUCUGAUGGUCUUUAUUUCUUGAAGGGCCCCUGUCGGGCUGCAGCUCCCCGCUUCCCUCCCCACUCCCAGCUCAGUACCCCGCCAGCCUCAGCCCCCAGCGGGCAGCAAAGGGACAGAGGGAGGAGAGCCUGGGCCUGCCCCGCCCUGAGUCCAAAGGUGCCCACAGCGCCCAGGAGGGCAGGGCUCGGAACGUGGCCCCUCGGCCCCACCCUUCUGACCCCUAAAUACACCAGACCAGUGUCCCCUCCA